Molecule: messenger RNA, 6374 nt
Organism: Aphis gossypii (cotton aphid)
Lineage: Eukaryota; Metazoa; Arthropoda; Insecta; Hemiptera; Aphididae
Molecular function (GO): serine-type endopeptidase inhibitor activity
Source: RefSeq, a predicted model, not a curated record
GACGAAGACCACCUCCGCAGUCCACCUCAGUGUCGUACAAGACGUCGGUGCCGUACAACGUUCGUAGCGCUAUACUAUAUAUAUAUAUAUUAUAAUAUUCCAAACGCGAAUCCCUCUGCCGUGUGCGCGUAAGAAUUAUUACUUGGACAUAAUAUUAUUGUUAUUGUGAUUUCGUUCGUUUCGAUAUAACAACAGUAAUAUCGACGUGUACAAAAGUAAUAGUUAAUCUUCAGCGUAUCCACCACUAACGCGUCUACACGUACCACACCCCAAAAAGAAAACCGGCUACUGCUGACGUUUAGGGGAUUACCGGAAGCGGGUAAUUCGAUCGUCUCAGAGGCCUGGUUUGUUUUUCGGGAGUUUCCAAAUACGAUUGCUUUGACAACGCGUCCGUCCCUUUCCGGUCACGAGUGACAAAGCCGACAUAUUUCUACACCGAGGUUUCCAAAACUAAUGUAAGAUUCAGAAAUGGCGGGUACCGAUACCCGAUGGCUGGUGAUCCUAUGUUUGCUAUCUUCAGCGCAAUGUGUACCUUCCAAGGUUACGUCUCAAUCGGAAACAGAUUCCGAAGAUUCAAGAAGAGUUCUUGGUUCAAGUGUGGUCACAUCUGUAUCUGUAAUAAUGGAUCAUGGAAAUGGUACCAAAACAUAUUUUGCUGAUGGACAAAGUAAAAACGUACAUAAACCUACAGAUACCAUAAUCGGUAGUCCUGGUAAUUUACUAUCACCGGACCGUUAUGAGUUUUAUACUUUUGACGAAACGGGAGAUUUAGUUAAAAGAUUAAUGACAUUGGAUGAAAUACAUGGUUUAAUUGCUGGAGCAGAUCCAGAAUCAGUGAUGGCUGAUGCUUCUCCUACAUAUUAUCAUGAUGCACUUGCAAGUCAUUCAUCAGAAGCACUUAUGCAUUUACCCGCUUCAGAUCUCGAAUCACUAGAUGCACCAGCAGUGCACAAGGUUUUGGAAAGUGUACAAAAUGUACUGAAAAAUGAAAUGGCAGCUAAUUCAGGUAAACCUAUUCCUUCUAUGCCUAGCACAUCUUUACAUCGCCCAGAUUCAGCUUCUGCGUGGUCAGCCUUAUUCCCAGUAAUUGAAACUCCAGAUGACGUAGCUCAUCUUUCUGGAUACUUACUUCCAUCCAAAACAACUGAGUCAAUGGGCGCACCAUUAACUAAAAAUCCAUUGUCGCCUACUAAGGCACCGUUAGUAUCAAUGCAACCUCAAUUAACAACACUUAAAUUGCCAUCGUCAUCUAUAAGAACGCAAUUGACCACUACAACAGAAAAAAUAAGGUCAACCCCAAAAUAUUCUACUGUCAAACCUGAAGUAACAACGAAAUUUACUCCAACACAGUCAACAACUCAAUGGACAACACUUAAACCAUCAACGACUAAAAAACCUUUUAAGCCAAUACAGUCAUUUGAGAAGCAAAAACCAGCACUACAAAAACCAAUUUUAAUGAUGCAUUCAACUGCUAAACCACCUAUUGUUUCAGAUAGUUUUGAAAUAAAUAAAGAAAUGUCUGCUUCUAUAUCAGAUAUGUUGUCACAAGUAACUGACAGCCAAUCGUCCAAUCAUAAACCUUUACAAACUAACGAUUUAGUAGAAAAAGAUAGUACAUCAGAUUAUGUACCAGAAGAGAGUUCCCCAGAAUUAAGUUAUUAUAGUCCAAUAGCAAUGUCAUUGAGCACUGGCGGUGCAUUGAAACCAGUUACAGAAGCUUUAACAUCAGCUAGAAAACCUCCAACAACAAUGUCAUUUAAAACUACAACUACAGAUGUACCAUUUUCACAAAAGACCGUUCCUACUAUUAUGUCAACAAGAUUUUCGCCACCCAAGUCUAAUGCCACUAAGCCUCGACCACAUGCAAAUGCUACUACAGCCUCUUAUAUGACAAAACCAUCAUCGAUUAAUAAAUAUACUGCAACUACUCCUCCGACUACCAGGAAUAACUACCAUUAUCCACCAAGCAACAUGUCAACCAAAUAUAUGCAAAAAAUUACACAAACCACUCAAGCUUACCCAAACAAAUUAAUUGACAGUUUCGUAAAAGUUGUUAACAAAACGAUAAAUAAUGCAACUCUUAGCGUAAAACAACCAAAUGGUACAUUUUGGAAUUCUACCGAGGAGUCAAAGAAUAAAUUUGUCAAAGAGCCUGUUAAAGUUUUUCAGACUAAAGUCACUUCAUCUAGACCAAAUGGCAUAAAUCGAACGAAUGUCACUUUGUCAAAUCGCAUACAAGAAUUAAAAACUACGGCUAUUCCAAACUUCGGAUUUGGUUCAUCUACUACUACGGUUCGUAGUCAAACAGAACCUGAUAAAUAUGUAUCAGUGAAAGUGGAAGAAUGGCCAAUUACUGUUCAACAUCCAACUGCAUACCCUUCGACUACUCCAUAUAUGAGUACUGAAAAAUCCUUCUUUUCCAGCAAUAGUCAGUCACUGAACUCUGUCACGGAUGCUAACGUAAUUAGAGAUUUAAUAUCAUCUUUUAUGACUAAAACGUCAACAGCUUCCAGUAUUUCCACUAGUACGCUAUCUCCAACUACCGUUAGUGCUCAACAAACGUUGACUGCGGCCAUGUCGACUACUACACCAUCAGCAGUAAAUACUAUUACUGGAAUUCCAGCAUCAAUGAUAUCAUCCACAGUUGGAGAUUUAGUGACACCAUCAACAACAACUACAACCACAACAGAACCAACUACAAAAAUAUCAAUCAAAACAGAAGCUGCGGAAAAUAUGACAAUGGAAACCACAACGAAAUCAGCGUCAACUACAAAGGAAAUAGAAGCGGUAAAAACUGCUGUGGAAUCUGCAGAUAUAGGUAUAAUUGCAGUGACGACAAUUGCCGCUUCAACAAGUGCUGCAAAUACGAUAACAGUCGAUACAACGUCCGCUCAGGUAACAACUAGCACACCGAUAACACAGACGACGUCCAGUACAGCAACAGGUUUUAUAUCAUCCACUACAGCAUCUGAAACCACGGUUGCCAAUGCGACCAAGGUUACAUUUACAACACCGGAAUCGGAGGCGCAAUACGUACCCGUGACACAUUUUUUGCCUGAAUUACAACUAAAAGACAGAACAGAAAAUGAAAAUAACAACAGUGCGCCGGGCGUAGAUCUGAUGCUCAAAGACGGUAUAAAUGCAGUAACUAACAUGUUGCAAAACACUCAAAAGCCAGCUGUGGCCACGGUUCUUGAAACUGAGUACCAAGAAAUUGGCGAGCACCCUUACGAAAAAUUAUCUUCGGUUGAGGGUAAACAAUCAUCUACCGAACAAAGUAGCCAAAAACAAGCGACGGUUAAGUCAGACUUUGACGAAACCACCACAUUUUCCAUAUCCGAGAACACUGCGUCACAGGAAAUCUACGACUUUACAACCAUUGCAACAGAAUCGGCCACCAAGUUUCCAGAACAGAACGACACAGUCGCUGCGGAAUCGGUGAACACCAAUAACACAGAACAAGUUUUAAGAAAUUCAGAACUAGGCUUGGAAAUGUUGACUGUAUUCAAUGUUAGUUCCACUGAUGAACCUGGACAAGUGGCCAAGUUGGCCGACUUGUCAUCGGAAACGCAAGAGUUAUACGAUAUCACUACGCCUUUUGAGAAUCGAGCCGCUUCUACAAAUAUAGCAACCAAUACUGAAGAACCAGUAACUACAACGUUUGCCCUUUAUGUCCCUCCGGUGACGAAGGAAGUGACGACGUCAACCGUAACCGUGCCGUCUACAUCAACCACCACGGUAAAACUACCGUCACCAAUACCAUUAGUGAAAGCAGCGACAGUAACACCAGAAUCAGUAGCAACAGUACCAGAAGCAUCAGUAGCGACAGCAACAGCAUCAACAACAGCAUCAGCAGCAGUAUCAGUCACGGCUUCAGAAUCUGAAAUCCAAAAUCCAACGACAACAAUAGUCGAAAACUCUUCGGUGGCCGCGACAAACUACACCACUUUAUCCACGCCAGCUUUAGUCACGUUGCCACCUGCGGUCAAAUCUCCUGGACCUUCAUCUAAUGCGUACCGACCACCAAUGGCCAAUAGUGCAUCUCCGUCUACAGUCGAGCUGCAUCCUGCGCCGCAUGAGAGCAUGGGUAUGGAAGCGAGUGUAGCGUUUUUGGGUGAUGACGUUCGAAGAUUUGCUGACCUUUGUAACGAGCUAUCGUUCAAAAUGUGGACAGCUGUUACCGGAAAAGGUCAGAUAGCGUCCAGAAGUCUGGUAUUGUCUCCCUUCGAGCUAACUGCUAUGCUGGCCAUGGUAUUCUUAGGUGCCCGUGGUUCCACUUCUGGUCAAAUGAACGACGUACUAAGGCUUGAUGAUAUGGUGACAUUUAAUCCUCACCAAGUGCUUCGGAAUAUAACUCACUCGAUAACGAAUGUCAACAAUCCAGGUGUGGCUACCGCAUCUUUUGUCAGAGAGAUAUACAGCCACAAGGGAAAUGGAAAAAUCCUAGAGUUCUAUAAAGAACGAGUACAGCAGUAUUAUGAUGGACACGUAGAAGAAGUUGACUUUAAUACGAUUGGUGACGUUUUAAGGAGAAGAACGAAUCUAUUAGUCAAAAGACAAACUUUGGGUCGUGUUGUGGAAUAUCUUCGAGGAUCUGGAUUAAAUUUGACACCACCAUUCGCUGCAUUCAGCGCUAACGUAUUCCAGACUAGCUGCGAGAGCGCGUCAACCGAAGGCCGGGACGGUGAAAUGUACUUCGUGGUGAGACCGUCAACCAGACAGCGUCGCCUGGUCCCGGUUCCGGCGGCCGUGUGGCGUAGCGGUUUCUUGGCCGGUUACGAACCCGGACUGGACGCGACAGCCGUUUGCCUGGGCCCGGACUCGGCGGUGUCCACCAUACUGGUGUUGCCAGGCCAACAGGGUCAGGUGGCUCCGGGCGACGGACUUGCACGGCUGGAACAGCGACUCAUCGAGACGUCUUACCGACGGGGCGGUUGGUCUCGGGUGCUACGGAGCCUGUUGCCCCGGCCCGGACUCGAGCUGCAAGUGCCACGGUUCUCGCACCGAUCCGUGUUAAACGCAACGGCAGCUCUGCAAAAGAUGGGUCUCCGGGACGUGUUCAGCGAUCAGAAGGCGGACUUACGCGGCGUCAAUGGACUGUACGACCUGUACCUUUCCGACAUGCUCCAAGUGAACACGUUCAGUACGUGUGGCGAGGACACGAUCGGCGCGCGGCAUCACGUGGAAACGUAUCCUGCUUCACCGCAGCGGAUGGGCCGCUCCGGUCGUUACGAAAGCGGUCAAAACGGCGGUGACGACGAUAGCCGCACAAGUGAUGAUGAGGAAACGGUUCGCAGUGGUGGCCCGGAAAGCGGUCGCCAGAAACGCUACGCCGACGACCUGCCGCUGCACAGUCCGUACUCGCAUUUGCCGCUCAACUUGCGGCCCAGACAGGCGAGACUUCCGGACGUGCCGAGGCUCCGAUUCGACAGGCCGUUUUUGUAUCUGGUCCGACACAACCCCACGGGCAUGAUCAUCUACUUGGGCAGAUUUAACCCGAGGCUGUUGCCGUGAUCCGUUAUUAUAUACGAAACGAUUACAUAAUAAUUAUUAACGAAAUCGUUAUUAUUAUUGAUUAUUAUCGAUAUCGUACGAAAAAUAUAACGUAGCAUCACAACUAUAUUGUACACACUAUAACACUAUUGCCAAACGAUGAUUUAAAAGUGAGUUUCUGUUUUUAGAAUAUCAAAUAGCCCGCGAGACAUGCAUCCCUGUUAUUGCGACCAAAAAUGAUUAAAUUGAUUUACACACGACUAUUAUUAUGUUUGGCAUUUGGUUUUAUGGAAUUAAUCCGGUCGAUUUCACUGACAUUUAACAAUAAAAGUAUUUAAAAAUGAUCCAUUGAUAUUUUUCAAAUAAUUUUGUGAUCUUGGUAAAAUCGACAUCCUAAACUUAUUUUAAGUUUAAUAUUAUAUACAAUAAUCUUACAUUUUAUUUAUAUAGAUAUAUUUAUUUUUAUAUACGUAUAUAAUUUAUUAUUAUUUUAACAAUUUUUUCAGUUUAUUAUUAUCGUAAUAUAAUUUAGGUAUAUUGAAUGUGUUAUUAUGAAAUUGUGACACGCUUGUGAUAUAUAUUUUGGCAAUAUAGAAUUAUAUAUUUUAUACAUGAUAAUUAUAUUAAAUAUUAGAUUUUUUAUACGUAAAAUAAGAUUGUUCCUAGUUUUUUUUAAGGAAUCAUGUCUACAUUUUUUUUUUAUACAGAAUAAGUAAAUCCAUGAUUCCUUAUUUUUGUAAUUUUUUAUUAUAAAUCAAUUUUCAUUUGUAAUAAAUUUACUCCAGUUAAUAAAUCUGCAGUUGAAUUUUAUUUUAGUUUUAGUCAAAAUUAUAAUUAUUAUUUUAUUAUUUUUUUCGUAAUAAUAAAGAAUUAAACAGGUA